AACAUGAGAAAUCACACAAUGGUGACUGAAUUCACCCUGCUGGGAAUCCCUGAGACAGAGGGCCUAGAGAUUGUGCUGUUUUCUCUGUUCUCCUCAUUAUAUUUAUGUACUCUCUUAGGAAAUGUGCUCAUCCUUACAGCUAUCAUCUCUUCCUCCCUGCUUCAUACCCCUAUGUAUUUUUUCUUGGGAAACCUCUCCAUGUUUGACCUGGGUUUUUCUUCAACAACUGGUCCCAAGAUGCUGUCAUACCUUUCAGGGCAGAGUCAAGGUAUCUCUUUUCAGGGCUGUGCUGCCCAGCUCUUCUUCUACCAUUUCCUGGGAUGUACUGAGUGUUUUCUGUACACAGUGAUGGCCUAUGACCGCUUUGUUGCCAUUUGUUAUCCUUUGAGAUACAUGGUCAUAAUGAACCACAGAGUGUGCUCCUUCUUGGCCACAGGGACCUGGAUGGGUGGUUGCAUCCAUGCCUUUAUCCUAACCUCCCUCACCUUCCAGUUGUCCUAUUGUAGUUCUAACAAGGUGGGUUAUUACUUCUGUGACAUACCUGCAAUCUUACCUCUAGCCUGUGGGGAUACAUCUCUAGCCCAGAGGGUAGGUUUUACAAAUGUUGGUCUUUUGUCUCUCCUUUGCUUUUCUCUCAUCCUUGUUUCCUACACUCGCAUUGGGAUUGCCAUAUCAAAAAUUCGCUCUGCAGAGGGCAGGAAACGAGCAUUCUCCACCUGCAGUGCACACAUUGCUGCAAUUCUUUGUGCUUAUGGGCCAGUAAUCAUCAUCUAUCUUCAACCCAAUCCCAGUGCCUUGGUGGGUGCUAUAAUUCAGAUAUUGAAUAACCUUGUAACCCCCAUGCUGAACCCACUGAUCUACAGCCUGAGAAAUAAGGAUGUAAAAUCAGCUCUGAGAAACCUAUUUCCCAAGAGAGGACUUCACUCUGGAGAGUAA
Molecule: messenger RNA, 936 nt
Organism: Phacochoerus africanus (Common warthog)
Lineage: Eukaryota; Metazoa; Chordata; Mammalia; Artiodactyla; Suidae
Product: putative olfactory receptor 10D4
Exons: 1
Coding region: 4-936 (310 amino acids)
Biological process (GO): G protein-coupled receptor signaling pathway
Cellular component (GO): membrane
Molecular function (GO): G protein-coupled receptor activity; olfactory receptor activity
Source: RefSeq, a predicted model, not a curated record